AGUUCAAAUCGUAACUACGGACAGACAGCUUCUGUUCAAAAACGAGAAACGAAAUAAAAUUACUAAAUAGACAAAAUUUCGAAUACGAACGCAAUGGCACGCGGUCAUCAGAAGAUCCAGUCGCAGGCAAAGUCCGCGGAGAAGCAGGCAAAAAUGAAGAAGCAACAGGGCCACAGUGGCCAGGACCAAAAGAAGUCCGCCCUGAAGGCUCUGGUGCAUGUGUGUGCCAUCUGCAAGUCCCAGAUGCCGGAUCCCAAGACCUACAAGCAGCAUUUCGAGAAUAAGCAUCCCAAGAGUGCGCUGCCCGAGGAGCUAAAGACUAUCUAAGAGGAUAAACAAUCAACCAUUCCAUAGACACACAAAUGCAAACUGUUUUGAUUUUUAUUUCGAUUUUAUUUUGAAUUGUAAUUGGCAUAGAUACGAUACAACGAAGA
Messenger RNA from Drosophila obscura, 434 nucleotides. RefSeq names its product zinc finger protein 706-like. The record is from RefSeq and is a predicted model, not a curated record. NCBI's taxonomy places the organism in Eukaryota, Metazoa, Arthropoda, Insecta, Diptera, Drosophilidae. The coding region runs from base 94 to 327 and encodes 77 amino acids. The transcript has a single exon.